AUGAAUCCUCAGCGAGGAAUUCUUUUUGCCUGUCUUCUCGUCGUUGUGACCAAUCGUGGAGCUACUGCUCAACAUGCAAUUGUGCAAGGCACUCCGUCAGACAAAUGUGAAAACCCUUCCGUCAACAUCGCAACUACGGAGGCCCAAAAAUCGUCACAACAGCGGAGGCAGCAGCCAACUCAACCAAGGCAGCCCAACCCAACUCAGCCACCGGUCCAGUUGUUCUCCUCACCAUUGUGGCAGUUACUAUGA
Molecule: messenger RNA, 252 nt
Organism: Caenorhabditis elegans
Lineage: Eukaryota; Metazoa; Nematoda; Chromadorea; Rhabditida; Rhabditidae
Gene: F49H6.15
Exons: 1
Coding region: 1-252 (83 amino acids)
Source: RefSeq, marked reviewed